AUGUACGCGGUUGAAGCUAUGUCGCUCCCCGCCCGCGAGGGCGGGGCUGGCCCCACAUCAGGGGAGAACACUUCCGCAUGGCUUCCGCCAUCUGCUUCCGCCGUGCGCAGCCCCCACGCGGAAGUCGUUCGGCGGAAGGCCACCUCGUCGAACGACAUGGACAAGGAGUGGGGCGAUGAUUCCGCGCUGACUGACGGUGCAUGCGCGCACGCGGGGGAAGGCGCAAGCACUGUGGGGGAGACCGACGGGUCCCGCGGCAGCCGCAGCAGCGGUUUUCUCCGCCUCCUGCGCGGGCGGACCGGAAAUACCGCCCGCGAACCAGGUAACGCCACGAGCGCCGCCCCUGCGCGCUCUUCCGCCGACCUCUUCCGCUUCCGCCGCUCGCGAGGCGAAGGGCGGUCGACGCCAUCGCGAGAAAAAACUCCUCCUAAGCUCGGUGGCGACGGCACCAGUUCUGCAGCAGCAGUAGAGGGAGCGGAAGGAGGGCGGGAAGGAGGACGCGGAGGGGGCGGGGGCGGGGGCGGGGGCGGAGGGGGAGCAGCGGAAGCAGGUGGAGCAGGGGGAGCAAGUGGAGCAGGAGGAGCGGGGGAUCGCGCCUCGCCCCUUGCCGCAACCCGCGGCUCCAAUGAGACCGCCGCGCCGCCUGGAUCUAAAGUAGCUUCUAUGGCGCCUCGGAAGUCUGAGACUGCGGCACCAACCUUGCCGUCUGAUGCGGAAAAAGGAUCGUCUUCGACUGACGAGCUCCCGGCUGCCGCGGCUGGACACUUGGAUGACGUGUCAAACUCUGCGGGCUUCCACGUGGCAGCUGGUACUACUUCCUCGUCGAGGAGUAAAGCGCCAUCCCUGAAAGAGGAAUUAGCCAUGGAAGGCGUUUCGCCGCGUUCCCCCGCCUUCAACUCUCCUUCCGCCUUCCCCGCUUCUUCCGCCUCCCCCACUUCCUCCGCCCUCCCCGCCGCUCCUUCCCCUUCUUCCGCCUCGGCGCAUUCGCCUGCCGCCCAGCCUCGAAUCGCGCGAUCCGCCUCCGUCAAUGCGCAGACGCGCCGCUAUCCCCCUCCUAUGAGCGGAUAUUCCGGUCACAUCCUUCCGCCUCGGCGGAAAUACACAGCUUCUAACACUGACACUAACCGUAACGUUAACGUUGAUAUUGACGAUGACGACGAGGAUGACGAUGACGGAGUGGUGAUGGCGCGGCCCGUUCUGCGGAGAGGCGCUAAUCGCGGAGGUUCCGGGGACCUUGCACCAUCCGCCGAGGCGCAGUUGGUUGCAGCGGCGGCGGAUAUGCUCCGCGGUUUGGGCGGCGGGGCGCAGCAGACCAGGGGAAUCGGAGGCGCGGGCAACUUACACCGCGCAGCUUCCCCACGUGGUAUCCCCCCUGCUGGAAAGGUUUCUCCUCGCGAGAGUCGAGACAGCUUACAACGAAGAUGUUUACAGCGAGGCGGUGUUCGCAGCGGCAGCAGCAGCAACAGCAGCAGCAACAGCAGCUAUAAAGAGAGAUCUAACGCUAAUAACGGCGGAGGCGGCAGCGGCGGUGGCGGCGGCGGCGGAAGUGGUCCGGAGGGUGCAUCCGCGAUAAGGAGGCUCUCGAUAGAGGUGCAAGAGAAGCUGAAGCAGCUGCAAGUAUCGUUUGAUGAUUCCGCCCCAGAAGCUGACUCCGAUAACGCGAGCCCUUAUGACGAGGGCGCUGAGAGUGCUUAUAUCGAGGGUGCUUAUGGCGAAGGGGAACGGCAGAAAGCGGGCUCAACGGGGAACGCGCCUCUGCCGUCACCGUCCCCCGCCUCCUCCGCCUCUCAAGAGCGCUCCCCCCAUGCGCCCCACGCUCCCUGCUCCCCCUCCCCCCUCGGCGCACCCGCUUCUUCCCCUAUCCGCCGUCGUCGCGCCCGGUUUCCUUCUCCUUCCGCCUCCCCCCACGCCGGCAUGCCUUCCCCCUCCUCUUCCCCCCACGCACGUGCGCCUUCCCCCUCCGCCUCCCUUCACGCGCCCCCCGCUUCCCCCCGCGCCUUCGUCCCGCCAGCCUCCCCCAACGCUCUUCCCAGGUCGUCCUCCCCCCACGCUCCCCCAUCCGCCUCCCCCCGCGCCCCAGUAUCUUCCCCUUCCGCUUCCCCCUCGCGCCAGCGCAAGCCAGUCCCCGCCAUAUUCUCCCGCCCCCCUCCCCUUACCACUCCCCCCGUUCAGCCCGCUGCCGCCUUCCCCCUGCUCGCCUCCUCCCCCGCCCAAUCCCCCACCUUCCCCUGCCCCGUCUCCUCCGCCCCUUUCCCCUCCGCCCCUUCCCCCACGCGCCCCCUCGCAUCCCCAUCCAAGCCUCCGCGCUCCCCCACGCGUUCCCCCGCGCUCUCCCCCUCCUCGUCCCGCCGCUCCCCCCGCGCCUCCCCCAUUCCCCGGUCGCAGUCCUCUUUCCAGAACCCCUUUCCUUCCCCAAAGCCCUCUCACGGCCGACACCAAUCUCUCGACCUCAGCCAGUUUCCCCCCUCCUCCCUGCCCCACCACCAGGGGUUCCCCUCAGGAACCAAUGGUAUGGGUAUGGGAACAGGUGCGGGGACAGGUAUGGGGACAGGUAUGGGGGCAGGAACGGGUGUGGCCAUGGGUAUGGGUACUGGCAUGGGUAUGGGUACUGGCAUGGGUAUGGGCAUAUUCCCAGGGCAGGAUCAGCUCCACCAGAGAUCUGCCUCUGACUCAACUCCUGACAGUGACACCACCGAUCUCUACCCUCCCUCACACCACCUCAUCCCUCCGUACCUGCCCAACUCUACCAUCCCAUUCGCCGCCACCACCACGCCAGGAAACAACCCCCAGGCGAACGCUCCGUUCCACGCUCCCUACCUCCCUUCCUCUCCUUCCCACCCUCUCAUCGCUCCACCAGGACAGAGUGUGGCGAGAAUGGGUGUGGGUAUGGAGCAGGAAGGGGUGUUUGUUCGGUCCCAGAGUGCGGAAUUCGGGGGAAGAGUGGCUGUGCAUGUGACAGGGGAAGGGGUGCGGGCGGGGAGCGGACGGCGGGUCACGAGGAGAAACUCGGUUGACGCGGGGACGCUGGGAGGCCGGACUAGCUCGGGUAGUGCUGCUGAGAUGGGAAUGCGGAUGGGAGGGCAGGAGAUGGGAGGAGGGCAGGAGAGGGGUGGGAAGAGCCCGAUCAAGUCAUGCCUGUCGCCGGCGAAUGGAUCGGGAGGCACGAAGCUGAAGAAGCAGGUGUCGUUUAACCGUGUGGUGCGCGUGCGACGGUUCCCGUCCUGCGAUGCCAGCAUUGGUCAGUGA
This is a messenger RNA of Closterium sp. Yama58-4, 3246 nucleotides long. The record is from the annotation of a GenBank genome assembly. Lineage: Eukaryota; Viridiplantae; Streptophyta; Zygnematophyceae; Desmidiales; Closteriaceae.